UUUAUAGUCCUGUUCACAUCUCUUUCUUUUCCUUAUAAAUCUCAUCUUUCCCCCCCAAAACAUGAACCUUUGUUGGAUACUCUCUUCUACUCGUUUAUCAUGGAUAAUCAUCAAACUAAGCAUGUUAUUAGUAUAAGUAUCUUGUUGUCAGCGAUAAUCAUUUCGAAUCCCACCCUAGCUUCCAAUGGUUGUGAUUUCCCAGCAAUUUUCAACUUCGGCGACUCGAACUCCGACACUGGAGGCCUGUCGGCCUCCAUCAUGGAAACUCUUUCACCUUUUGGAAUGACCUUUUUUAAGAGACCUGCCGGGCGAUUCUCUGAUGGACGGCUGAUUAUUGAUUUCAUAGCUCAAAGCAUUGGGUUGCCUUUUCUUCACGCUUACCUCGACUCAUUGAGAGCUAACUUCAGCAAUGGUGCCAAUUUCGCUACAGCUGCAUCCACGAUAAGAUUACCAAACACAACCAUAUUCCAAGGUGGGGUUAGUCCUUUCUCCUUGGAUGUGCAAUGGUGGCAGUUUACUCAGUUCAAAUCCAGAUCCCAAUUAGACUACAAUCAAGAAGGUGUUUUUAAGGAAUUGGUGCCAAAGAAGGAUUACUUCUCUCGAGCUCUGUAUACUUUCGAUAUAGGUCAAAAUGACCUCACUGCAGUUAAUUUCCUUAACAUGACCAAAGAGGAAGUUGCAACAGGUAUAACGGCCAUACUGAGUGAUUUCACCGCAGUUGUAAAGAAUGUAUACGGUGAAGGGGCAAGAUCAUUUUGGAUCCACAACACAGGCCCAAUAGGCUGCCUGGCAUAUGUUUUGGAUCCGACACCCUUUACAGACGCCCAGAUUGAUGAUGCUGGUUGUGCAAUUCCAUGGAAUGAGCUAGCUCAACAUUUCAACAAGAAAUUGAAUGAGACCAUAGUUCAACUCCGAAUGGAUCUUCCAUUGGCGGCAUUCACAUAUGUUGAUGUGUACUCCGUGAAAUACACUCUCUUCAGCAAGGCCGAGAAGCUCGGAUUCAAGCACCCUCUUAUAGUUUGUUGUGGACGUGGGGGGAAGUAUAACUACAGUAGCUCGUCACGCUGCGGAUCAACUGUUGUGGUCAAUGGGACUGCAUCUAUAGUUGGAGCAUGCAAUGAUCCAUCAGUUCGGAUCAACUGGGAUGGAGUUCACUACACUGAGGCCGCCAAUAAAUGGGUGUUUGAUCAGAUUGUUGACGGUGCAUUUUCCGAUCCGCCGAUUCCUUUGAAGAUGGCAUGUCGAAAGGUGGCGCAUUAAAUCAUACCUAUGUUCUGAUUAGUAACAUUGUUGUUUCUAAUGUUAUAUUGUCAAAAAAAAAAAAAAAGUGAAUGCAAGAGAUAAAUUCUCUCUCAAAGGUAUGGCAAGAGAGAUACAUUCAUAAUAUUUAAAAUAAAAUAGAAUUUUAUUCCUUAGA
Magnolia sinica is the source of this 1417-nucleotide messenger RNA. RefSeq names its product GDSL esterase/lipase At3g26430-like. Gene Ontology annotation, molecular function: hydrolase activity, acting on ester bonds. NCBI's taxonomy places the organism in Eukaryota, Viridiplantae, Streptophyta, Magnoliopsida, Magnoliales, Magnoliaceae. The coding region runs from base 100 to 1260 and encodes 386 amino acids. The record is from RefSeq and is a predicted model, not a curated record. The transcript has 5 exons.